AUGAUGUCGCGAGUGCCUGCAUAAAAGGUGAGCCGUGAGCAGCAUCCAGUCACAUAGUAGGCACGACGUCCGCAACAGUCAACAAAGAUGUUCGUCGGCGAGAGCGGGUGCGCAGAUGCCUUGUCCAAGUAUGAGGCGCUCGCGGCGUCCCUCCCGGCCCGGCAGGGCCUCGGGAUCACCCCGUACCGGAAGUACGACGGCUUCUGGUACCCGGAGCACCUGAUGGCGCCGACGCUGGCCGUGCGGGACACGUUCGCCGCCCGCCCGACCGACGUCAUCCUCGCCACCAUGCCUAAGUCCGGCACCACGUGGCUCAAGGCGGUCGUCUACGCCGUCGUGCACCGCGGCCGCCACGCGCCGGCCGGCGGGCGCCACCCGCUCCUCGCCUCCAGCCCGCACGAUCUGGUCCCGUUCCUGCACUCCUUCUACGAGAGCCCCCGCUCCGCGCCGCCCGGCCCGCUCCUCGAGGACAUGCCGUCGCCGCGGCUCUUCGCCGUGCACACGCCGUUCACGGCCCUGCCCGCGUCGGUGCCGGGGUCCGGGUGCCGCGUCGUCUACUUGUGCCGGGACCCCAAGGACGUCUUCGUCUCGCUCCGCCACUUCCUCGACGAGAUCAAGCCCGGCGGGUCCGACAUACCGCCGUUCGCCGAGGCGUUCGACCAGUUCUGCGGCGGCGUGUCGCCGUUCGGGCCGGUGUGGGGCCACAUGGCCGGGUACUGGGAGGAGAGCGUGGCUCGGCCGGGGGAGGUGAUGUUCCUCCGGUACGAGCACCUCAAGGAGGACGCCGUGGGGACAGUGAGGAGGCUGGCCGAGUUCCUCGGCUGUCCGUUCACUGACGAGGAGGUGGCCAGCGGCGUCCCUGAAGCUGUAAUUGCUCUGUGCAGCUUGGACAGGAUGAGAAGCGUCCAGGCCAACCAGGACGGGGUGCACGGGACGGGCCGUUUGUCGUUCAAGAACACGGCCUUCUUCCGGAAGGGGGAAGUCGGGGACUGGAAGGCGCACAUCACGACGGAGAUGGCGCAGAAGCUCGACGGCAUCGUGGAGGAGAUGCUGCGAGGAUCUGGGCUCUCCCUCGCAGGCAAAUGAUGGAGGUAGCGCAUCGCACCGGUGCGGGUCACCGAUACAUACUUGCGGAUCUUCAAACUUGUUCUGCUUAGUAUUUACAAAAAAUACGUGUUCUGUUUUAGCUUUUGGCUUUGUCUUAUCGUAGCCCAGAAGUCCGACCUACGCAGUGAAAUGUGAUGGCUUCGUUGCCAUACAUGAAUCAUGAAUGUUCCCAUGUUUAAAAUUGGGCGAAAUAAAAUUAUUGCCAUAGCACUGUAACAUGUAUUGUACUGUGUCAGGAACAAAAAGAUUGCCAUCAUAAAGCUGGUGAAGUUUUUCGUUA
This is a messenger RNA of Panicum virgatum (switchgrass), 1387 nucleotides long. RefSeq names its product cytosolic sulfotransferase 5-like. The transcript has a single exon. The record is from RefSeq and is a predicted model, not a curated record. Gene Ontology annotation, biological process: sulfation. Gene Ontology annotation, cellular component: cytoplasm. The coding region runs from base 88 to 1086 and encodes 332 amino acids. Lineage: Eukaryota; Viridiplantae; Streptophyta; Magnoliopsida; Poales; Poaceae. Gene Ontology annotation, molecular function: sulfotransferase activity.